Molecule: messenger RNA, 3438 nt
Organism: Vitis riparia (riverbank grape)
Lineage: Eukaryota; Viridiplantae; Streptophyta; Magnoliopsida; Vitales; Vitaceae
Product: receptor-like protein kinase HSL1
Exons: 2
Coding region: 98-3334 (1078 amino acids)
Biological process (GO): protein phosphorylation
Cellular component (GO): plasma membrane
Molecular function (GO): protein binding; ATP binding; protein kinase activity
Source: RefSeq, a predicted model, not a curated record
CGGCCAACUUCUCCGUUGUAAAUUGGACGGUGGAUUUGCCCAUCUUUUUCCCGGCAGUCGUCUUUAAUUCUCUCCACCACCCAACGGAAACGGCUAAAUGAUUAAACUACACGUUUUUAUUCUUAUAAUUCCACCUCCCCUUCUAUGCUUCCUGCUCAUCACUUUACCCUUGCACGUAAUUUCACAAAAUGUGGAUGCUGAACGAUCGAUUCUAUUGCACCUUAAACAACAAUUGGGCAAUCCACCCUCCAUCCAGUCGUGGGACUCAUCAUACUCACCUUGUGAUUGGCCGGAAAUUACAUGCACCCAUAAUACUGUCACCAAAAUUUUACUCAACGGCAAGAGCAUCACUCACAAAAUUCCGGCCAGAAUUUGUGACCUCAAGAACCUUACCGUACUUGACGUCUCCAACAAUUACAUUCCCGGCGAGUUCCCGGAUAUUCUCAAUUGUUCUAAGCUCGAAUAUCUGCUCUUGUUGCAAAACUACUUCGUGGGUCCAAUUCCAGUUGAUAUUGAUCGGCUUUCACGUCUCCGGUAUCUAGACCUUACCGCAAACAACUUCUCUGGAGAUAUUCCCCCAGCAAUUGGGCGGCUACGAGAGCUGUUCUACUUGUUUCUGGUUCAAAAUGAGUUCAACGGCACCUGGCCAACGGAGAUUGGUAAUUUGGAGAAUCUUGAACAAUUGGCCAUGGCCUAUAAUGACAAAUUCCGGCCUUCAGCCCUUCCAAAAGAGUUUGGCGCAUUGAAGAAGCUGAAAUAUCUGUGGAUGACGGAGGCGAAUUUGAUUGGCGAAAUACCGGAGAGCUUCAACAAUCUAUCGAGUCUGGAACUCUUGGACCUCUCAGUCAACAAAUUGGAAGGUACGAUCCCGGGAGGCAUGCUUACGUUGAAGAAUUUGAACUAUUUGCAUUUAUUCAUUAAUAGAUUGUCCGGCCACAUUCCUUCAUCCAUAGAAGCUCUCAACUUGAAAGAAAUUGAUCUUUCCGACAACCAGUUGACGGGGUCCAUACCAGCGGGUUUCGGGAAGCUACAAAAUUUGACGGGUUUGAAUCUUUUCUGGAAUCAGUUGUCAGGAGAGAUACCAGCAAAUAUAAGCCUCAUUCCUACACUGGAAACCUUCAAAGUUUUUAGCAAUCAAUUGAGUGGAGUUUUACCUCCAGCAUUUGGCCUUCAUUCGGAGCUCAAACUCUUUGAGGUUUCCGAGAAUAAACUAAGCGGGGAAUUACCUCAACAUUUAUGCGCUAGGGGGGCUUUGCUUGGAGUGGUCGCUUCCAACAACAAUCUCAGCGGGGAAGUGCCCACGUCCCUCGGGAAUUGCACAAGUUUGCUCACCAUUCAGCUUUCCAACAAUCGUUUUUCAGGCGGGAUUCCUUCCGGCAUCUGGACAUCCCUGGACAUGGUAUCGGUGAUGUUAGAUGGAAAUUCAUUCUCAGGGACACUUCCAAGUAAAUUGGCAAGGAAUUUGUCUAGAGUGGAGAUCGCUAACAACAAGUUUUAUGGUCCAAUUCCUGCUGAAAUCUCUUCCUGGAUGAACAUCUCUGUGCUCAAUGCCACCAAUAACAAUUUUUCUGGUCCAAUUCCUGCCGGGAUAUCUUCUUUGGUGAAUCUAGUUGGGUUAUAUUUGAGCAAGAAUAGGUUUUAUGGUCCAAUUCCUGCCGGGAUAUUUUCUUUGGUGAAUCUAACUAAUUUAGAUGUGAGCAAUAACAGGUUUUCUGGUCCAAUUCCUGCCGGGAUAUCUUCUUUGGUGAAUCUAGUUCAGUUAGAUGUGAGCAAUAACAUGUUGUCUGGUUCAAUACCUGCUGGAAUAUCAUCUUUGUUGCUUCUAUCGGUGUUCAAGGCAAGCAAUAAUCUAUUUUCAGGAGAAAUUCCAGUGGAAUUGACUAGUCUUCCAUCCAUAUAUAUUCUGUGGCUUGAUGGGAAUCAAUUGUCAGGCCAACUUCCUCAUGAUAUAGUCUCCUGGAAGUCACUAUUUGCUUUGGAUUUGUCAACAAAUCAUCUCUCUGGCCCAAUUCCAAAGGCCAUUGGAUCUUUACAUAGCCUCGUGUUUCUUGACCUAUCUGAAAACCAAUUCUCAGGUGAAAUCCCCCAUGAAUUCAGUCAUUUCGUGCCUAACACCUUUAACCUUUCAUCCAACAAUCUAUCUGGGGAAAUCCCACCCGCCUUUGAAAAGUGGGAAUAUGAAAACAGUUUCUUGAACAAUUCCAAUCUGUGUGCCAAUAUUGAAAUUCUGAAGAGUUGCUACUCUAAAGCUAGUAACUCUAAAUUGUCAACCAAUUACCUAGUCAUGAUUAUAUCUUUCACCCUAACUGCUUCACUGGUUAUUGUAUUUCUUAUCUUUUCCAUGGUUCAAAAGUAUCAAAGGUGGGACCAAGGGAGCAAUGUUGAAACAUGGAAGAUGACAUCCUUCCAAAAGUUUGAUUUCACUGAAUCCAACAUAUUGUCGAGUUUGGCACAAAAUAGUUUAAUUGGAAGUGGGGGGUCAGGGAAGGUAUAUCGUACCAUCAUUAACCAUUCUGGUGAAGUGGUCGCUGUUAAAUGGAUUUCGAAUAAUAGGCAACUAGGCCAGAACCUCGAGAAGCAAUUCGUAGCAGAAGUCCAAAUAUUAGGUAUGAUACGCCAUGCCAAUAUAGUGAAGUUGCUAUGCUGCAUUUCGAGUGAAAGCUCAAAGAUUCUUGUUUAUGAGUACAUGGAGAACCAAAGCUUAGAUAGAUGGCUUCAUGGUAAGAAGAGGGCAGUGUCCUCAGUGGAUUCAGCAAGUGAUAUUAUCUUGGACUGGCCGAUGAGGUUGCAAAUUGCCAUUGGAGCUGCUCGAGGCCUAUGCUAUAUGCACCAUGAUUUCUCUCCCCCAAUCAUUCAUCGAGAUGUGAAGUCCAGCAACAUCUUAUUGGAUUCUGAAUUUAAUACAAAAAUUGCAGAUUUUGGAUUGGCCAAAAUGUUAGCAAAGCAAGCAGAAGACCCUGAAACAAUGUCUGUGGUUGUAGGCACUUUCGGAUAUAUUGCCCCAGAGUAUGCUUAUACAAGAAAGGCGAAUAAGAAGAUCGACGUCUACAGUUUUGGAGUUGUGCUUCUAGAGUUGGCCACUGGAAGAGAAGCCAAUAGGGGGAACGAGCAUAUGAACCUUGCUCAAUGGGCAUGGCAGCACUUUGGAGAGGGAAAAUCCAUUGUCGAAGCACUGGAUGAGGAGAUCAUGGAAGAAUGCUUCAUGGAAGAAAUGAUCACUGUGUUCAAACUAGGCCUCAUGUGUACUAGCAAAGCACCUUCUGACAGGCCUUCCAUGAGGGAGGUAUUGCUAAUUCUUGAUCGACGUGGUCCUCAGCAAGGUCAUGCUACAUAAAAAACGAACCCAUCACUUUUCAUGAAGUUAAAUGUAGUUAUUUAGAAGGUGUGCGUUGCAGAACUGAAGAUACCAAGUAAUCAACUCUACCUCUCUUGAUAUUG